Messenger RNA from Cooperia oncophora, 690 nucleotides. Lineage: Eukaryota; Metazoa; Nematoda; Chromadorea; Rhabditida; Trichostrongylidae. The record is from the annotation of a GenBank genome assembly.
AUGUUCUGUGAGAGCACUUCGGUGAACUCAAGCGAUGUGACCCGUGCCGGUGAAGAUUUGCUCAUUUAUCGAAUGCUCAAUUCUACUGUACCCCAGCUUAUCGAGAAAACUUGCCCGCAGUGCCCAAGGUUUACGAGGAAUUGGAAACCUAUGGAAUUUCUGGAUUUGUACAACUUUCGCCGAAGUUGGGCUCGAGACAUCGUCCAUCUGUUGGAUUGGUCAAAUCAUUUUCCAACGUUCAGAAAGCUGUGCUCUGAAGAUAAGGCGAAGGUCUUCAUUGGUCGCUUCACUCAGUUCUCUCUCUUCACCAAGUGCUAUCGUACAUAUCGUGAGGGCUGCAGUGGUCUCCUUCUCGGAUGUGGCAAUGUGUUCCCGUACGAGCAAGAGACCAGACUGAAAGUCGAGGACGAGCAUUUACGGAAGCUGUUCUCUCGGUUAUGCGAUGCUUUGUUUGCUGAGGUAAUUUUUCCAAUGGCCCAUGUGCGCCUCACAGAAGCCACGUACGUUCUCAUGAAGGCCAACAUUUUCCUUUUUGAAGGCCUAACCUUCAGCAGCCUGUCACCAGAGGGAAAAGUGGUGAUAAGCGAAGAAAAAACGCGACAUCGCGCAGCACUGCUUGCUCAUCUGAACGCUAUGAAGGGCACAUUUGACGAGAAACUCAACCACAUUAUUCAAAUUGAACACGAUUAA